CGCGCACACACACACACACACACACACACAUUUGCAUUCAUAAGCCUUCUGAACACACAAUUUUAUUUUCAUUCACAUCUUUAUUUCAUCAACUACUUCAAUCUUCAACAGGCCUACAACAGUGAACAUUUUAAUUAUCAGUAUGCAUAAUGCAACACUGCUAAUGUUUAAUUUAAUGAGUGUCUUUUUAUACGAAUGUUUUUAUAUAAUAUAUUUUUGCAGAUACAGUUUUUGGGCACGUUACACGCGCGCUCACGCACACAACACCUGCUAGUUCGUUAAAUCACCACGCGCACCGGUGCACAGGCAAUUAGCAUUCAAGGUGCGAUAGAGGACUGUAAACAGAAAAGAUCGAGGCAUCGAUGUGAUGUCGCGGAAGAAGCUGUGCGAAUAUUACGGGGCUCCGUUCAAAAGCGACUGUGAGGAGCUUCUGGGCCGCUUCCAGCAAACCGAGUCGGUUCGGUAUGAGGCGUUUUCUGCUAUCUGGAGGAAGAUGGACUUCUCUAGUGUGUUUUACAGUGGAACUCAGUCUGACCAUGAGAAGAGAUCCUUCACACGGCUUACAUUCACCAUAGCCUACAGAUACAUUCUUCCCCCAUACAGUUUCCAAAUUCGGGUGGGAGGCCUGUAUAUGAUCUAUGGUUUUUACAAUACACAGAGUAUUUGGCCUAAGGAAAAGAUCAGGAUUGCUCUGAAGGACUGGUAUGAUGUGAAGAAGCUUAUUGCGGAUGCAAAAAGUUGCCAGCAUUUGGAUGUCGUUUACGUCUUUAAAAGGCUUUUGUCAUCUAAGGCCUUUUGUUUCACCGCCAUGCCCCAAAAGCUGACCUUUGAAUCAAGUGAACGCAUCAUUCAGCAUAAUGUGAAUGAAGAGUUUCGGGACCACAAGAACAGAGUGGCCGAACUCGUUUCCACUGAAAUGCUAGAAGAGGUUGCAAAUGUGCAUGAUCAUUAUGAGAGGCUGAAGAAAUCAUCAGUGCCAUCAUCAUCUGGAGUGACACUGCUUAACCUGACAUAUUUAGUUCAGAAAUGUGCUUUUGAGUACCAACAGUGGCAGGACAAGAUUGCAGCUGAAAAAGAGAAAAACUCAAAGAAGGAACCCACUCAGAAAUCGGAGUCCUCCAGUAGAGCUGACAUGCUUGCUGCCAUCAAGUCCAAAUCAUAUGGUCACGUGUCAAAGGGAAUUAAAUCUAGGCGCCACAGACAAGUUGAGAUGGUCACGUCAGGCUCUGGGACCGAUCAAGCCCUGUUUGGUUCGAAAAGGAGACCCCCAUCCCUCAGGACCAGAACCUGGCAAAACUUUGGCAAACCAAGCAAGCCAGAACAAACACAGGAAUGGCUUCUGAGUGUGAUGGAGGAAGACAAGAACGCAUUGAAACGUAAAGACAUUAGAAGAUUCAAAUGGUGAAAUAAAUUAUACAGCUCUGAACAGAAUCAUUAAUUUGUGUCCGUUGACAUUGCGUUAUGUAUUCCACAGUGCUUUAUUUAAUAAUAUGAGCCUGUGAAUGUGAAAAGCAUUGGUUAUGUUUUGGUUUGGAUAAAAAUAAAAUUAGAUCCUCCAAUCCUGCUUUUGGGUUUGUGGUUUGAUUUCUGCUUUUAGGCUGUUACAUUUUUCAUAUAGGGAAUGCUUAGAUUUGGGUUAAAAAAAAAUCCCCACAUUUAGGUUAAGGGUUUUUAUGUUUUCAAUAAGCCAUAGUGGUACAUUGCACUUAUUAAAUGUUUGGCCAAAGCAAUGUCUCCCUCUGGUGGAGAAAUUUUGCAAUGUCACUGCUUUUUAUUUUCUUUUUUUGUAGAGCACUGAUCCCACUCUUUCCCACAAUAGCUACAACUAUGACAUAACCUAUGAUAGCCCCAAAGUUUAAAUGAAGUCCUGUAGUGAGGGGAACCCCUUUCAUCCGACCACAAAGCUGCCUCUGUGUCUUUCGGUGUGCUCCACAUUGUCAUAGCACUGUUGUAAUCUCCAUGAGAAAGCCCUGAUUCCAGUCUUGAUAUAGUGUUCCUUUUUGUGGACUUUGUCACGUCUAUCUAAAUCCCAUGAGAUUCAGUUUUACCAAUGUCAUCCUAUCCUCGACAACUGUGUAUUCAAAAAUGUUGGAAAUUAAACAAAUUCUGCAUAUAAAUAAUUUUUAGGUUAUGUUGUCUUCCCUUAAGUAAUUUUCCUUUUAUAUUGAUUUUCUGUCCAUACAUAAGUUACAUGCUUUAAGAUACUUGUGAAGUUUCAAUUUUAUACUGCUAGACAUACGUUCAAAGAUAGAAUGACGUAUUAAGUGAGC
This is a messenger RNA of Carassius auratus (goldfish), 2270 nucleotides long. It is a transcript of the gene snapc1a, whose product is annotated as small nuclear RNA activating complex, polypeptide 1a. Lineage: Eukaryota; Metazoa; Chordata; Actinopteri; Cypriniformes; Cyprinidae. Gene Ontology annotation, cellular component: snRNA-activating protein complex. The coding region runs from base 368 to 1405 and encodes 345 amino acids. Gene Ontology annotation, molecular function: sequence-specific DNA binding. The record is from RefSeq and is a predicted model, not a curated record. The transcript has 11 exons. Gene Ontology annotation, biological process: snRNA transcription by RNA polymerase III; snRNA transcription by RNA polymerase II.